Molecule: messenger RNA, 1511 nt
Organism: Oryza sativa Japonica Group (Japanese rice)
Lineage: Eukaryota; Viridiplantae; Streptophyta; Magnoliopsida; Poales; Poaceae
Product: amino acid transporter AVT1I
Biological process (GO): amino acid transmembrane transport
Cellular component (GO): membrane
Molecular function (GO): amino acid transmembrane transporter activity
Source: RefSeq, a predicted model, not a curated record
GAUAAGAGUCCUAUCGAUGAGGCUCUUCUCCAUAGGCAAGAAGAUCUACGAGAUGAGGUGGAUUACGACAUGGAGCAUCUCCUCCUCCCUACCGGCAGCAACAUGGAGCAGCAUCUCCUCCUCCCUACCGGCAGCAACAUGGAGCAGCAUCUCCUCCUCCCUACCGGCGGCGGCUCAUUUUGUAUGACCGGCGCUUCCUUUGGGAGGAGCUGCCUAAACCUUAGCAACAUCAUAUCCGGCAUCGGGAUGCUCUCUGUGCCGUACGCGCUAUCCCAGGGCGGGUGGCUCAGCUUGACACUCUUCACCAUGGUCGGCGCCAUCUGCUUCUACACUGGCAACCUAAUUGACCGGUGCAUGCGCGUCGACCGCUGUGUACGGAGCUACCCAGACAUCGGCUACCUCGCCUUCGGCAGCUACGGCCGGAUGGCCAUCGGCCUCGUCAUAUACGUCGAGCUCUACCUCGUCGCCAUCAGCUUCCUCAUCCUCGAGGGCGACAACCUCGACAAGCUCCUCCCUGGCAUAGUGGUGGAGAUCCUAGGGUACCAGGUUCACGGGAAGCAACUGUUCGUGCUCGCGGCGGCCGCCGUCAUCCUUCCGACAACGUGGCUCAAGAACCUCAGCAUGCUUGCGUACGUCUCGGCGGUUGGGCUCGUCUCGUCGGUGGCGCUGACGGCAUCGCUGGUCUGGGCCGGCGUGGCCGGCAAGGGCUUCCACAUGGAGGGCAGCAGCCUCUUGAAUCUGAGCGAGCUGCCCACCGCCCUUAGCCUCUAUUUCGUCUGCUUCGCUGGACAUGGCGUUUUCCCGACUGUGUACUCCUCAAUGAACUCUAAGAAGGAUUUUCCUAAGGUUUUGCUGAUCUCUUUGGUGCUGUGCAGUCUCAACUACGCAGUGACAGCGGUGUUGGGAUAUCUGAUCUAUGGUGAGGAUGUGCAGGCGCAAGUGACACUGAGCUUACCCACGGGGAAGCUGUACACUAGGAUCGCCAUCCUGACGACACUAAUCACCCCGCUAGCGAAGUACGCGCUCGUGAUCCAGCCAGUCACAAUAGCGAUAGAGGAGAAGCUGUCAGCGACGACGGACGCCGAGAUCAACAGGCUGACUAGGGUGCUCACCAGCACAGCCGUCGUUAUCAGCACGGUGGUGCUGGCAUGCACGGUGCCCUUCUUCGGCUACCUCAUAUCAUUCAUCGGGUCCUCGCUGAACGUCACCGUUGCUGUGUUGUUCCCGUGCUUGAGCUACCUCAAGAUCUACAUGUCCCGAGGAGGAGUUGGCUGCUUCGAGAUGGCGGCGAUCAUCGGGAUACUGGUCAUCGGAGUGUGUGUCGCCAUUGUUGGCACCUACACCUCCCUUCAGCAGAUUAUAGGCACAUUUUGAUCGUGCAUUUGUGGUUAUGGUGGUAGGUUUUGGUAGUAAUUAUAUAGGUUUCAAAUUCUUUUUUAUUUUUUUUCUGAAAAAAAACAUACAUUAUACACAGUGUUAAGAAUCAACUGAGCGCCUUGUUUGUAUCAUAA